GCAGCAGUCGUCGACUUUUUAAAUUUUUGUUUGUGGGUGGGGGUCAUUUCCGUGGCGGAGCACAUCAAAUUUCUGCAGACUGAAAUUGGCCUCCGCAGCCUCGUGCUCAGUCUCGUAGAGAAGAGCAGCAGCAGCAGCAGGACGACGACGACGUAGAAGAAGAAGGAGGCGCGAAUGAAUGCGGAUUUGCUGAGCACGAAGCCGAGGCCGUAGCAGGAUCGAGAUUCCCCGCAACAUCGCUCAUGUGGCUUUUCCCGGGCGAAAUCGGCGAGAGCUACUGGUGGUGGUCGUGGUGGCAGGAACAAAACAUCGCAGCCUCGGGUCAAUUGGCGGCGCGGUGCUCCGGGCUUCAUGUACUCGUUCCAGGAACAGUUCAUGGCGGCAGGACUAUGGAAAGACACCUUCCUUCUCUCGCUUCGGACGCCCGCCUUCGCGAACAUGGAAAUCAUCGUUGUGGGCCGUGAGCAGCGCCGGCUCUGAGCGAUGGUUCUGCCUCUGGUGAAGAACGGAGAAGACAGGUCUCUCGUGCGAGCAAGCGAGGGGUUGGUGACCACGACGAGAAAAGUAGCCGCUCUCGAUUACCCCUCCUCUGCCUCUAGCUCCACGAAUUCUCGCCCAGGCGAGCUCGCAAUCGAUCACCGCGCCCGUACAGGAGCACUCGUGCUGCGGCUGCGUCUUCCGACCACACGAAUUCGAGCUCGGACGGGAUUGUGAGCAACGAGAGAGGGGCCGAUUGCGUUGCAGCCCCCCCCGUGGAAUCUGGGUCUGGUCGGGCAUCUGCUGACAACAGAUGCAUGGCGAGUGACCAUGCAGUACUACCAAGUGAACACCUGCGGGGAGUCUGAGCAGCUUGCCCUGGCGAAUUCCGAAAAGCCGGACAAUGUGUACCCCGGACCAUGCCAGUGUCAAAGCGAGGCUCCGGAGAAUUAUGCCUGUCUGCCGCCUUUGAGACGCGAGGAUCAAGGGAAGAAAACUCUGGUGCUGGAUCUCGACGAGACUCUCGUGCAUUCGUCUUUCAGACCCGUGCCCCAUUAUGACUUCAACAUUCAGGUGGAGGUGGAGAACAAGAUGUGCAACGUGUUCGUGAUCAAGAGGCCCGGAGUGGAUCGGUUCUUGCAGGCCGUGUCGAAAUUGUUUGAGGUCGUUGUGUUCACCGCCAGCCUGCGCAAGUAUGCGGAUCCCCUGCUUGAUAUUCUGGACCCUCAGAACUACAUCCGCUACCGCCGCUACAGAGAGUCCUGCCGCUCAAUUGACGGAGGCCUGGUCAAGGACUUGUCUAUGCUCGGACGGGACCUCUCACGAGUUAUCAUCAUCGACAAUAGUCCUCAUUCCUACAGCCUGCAACCGGCCAAUGCAAUUCCCAUCGGCACAUUCAUCGACGACAUGAGAGACAGGCAGCUCGUGGACCUCUUGCCGGAUCUAGAAAUGCUCGCCCAGGUCGAGUGCUAUCCUAAUUGCCAUCAAGCGAGCUGCAGUUGACAGGAAUCGCUCCCCGGACAUCGAAAGACAGACAGGCAGACUCGGAGCUAGGUUGUGGUGGUACGGUAGUCAGUCUCCGGUGGAGGAACCGUCCUCCGUCUGUGCGCGAACACUCGUGGAUUGGAAGGAGGACUCUGAGUUUUCUCUCGGUGAAUCCUCCUACAGUUGCGUUUCCUGUCCAUAGAUCCAUCUUCACAAUUCCUUUUGAAGCUUGAUUAGCACACAUCUUGUGGGAGGCUUCUCUUGAUUGAUGUAGCAAUUGCUCUUCCGCACAUCGGGUGUGUGGUUCAGUCUCAGUGGGAUCUCUCUUUUCAAUAGGCCCCAAAUUCAUUCUUGAAUAAUUUAGGGUACGUACGUAGGAGCUGACGCAGCUAGCUCCUGCCCCGGUAGCAAUCGAGUCUGGCUUGUAAAUACUCAUCCCGGAUUUUUUCUUCGUCAUUAUGAGCAGUCGGUGGAUUAUAGUAUUCUGGAAUUGUGCUGCAUCCUGUUUGUGCGGCGCUAUCUUUAGUAUCGAAUUUGAAACAGAGGUGUAGUGUUUGUUCGUGGAGAUGCAGUUGGAAAUUGCCCAUUGCCUCCUCCUCGGCACCACCAGCCUGCAUUGGCAUUUUUUCGCCCUGGUCCUCCCUCUUCCCAGGUUGAGUAAAGAGAAUGCGCUCUAGCACCACAGGUGCUAUUCCUCACCUGAAAAAUCAGAAGCGAAUGCCGCCAUGUGGGGUGACCCCUUUGUCGUGACUUCCACUUUUGCUUUCAACAUAUCUCUAUCCAUCUACCUGUUCAUGUCGACCAGAAGAAAGGAAGCACGAAUUCAUGGUCCAUGUGUCGUUGAAUAGGAAACAGAAUAUGCUCAUGCACUUAAACUCUGAUCUGCUUCAGCGUAGAGUGCAAGGCCGAAGAUAGGAAAUUCACAAAAUCUUUGCAAAUAGACUAUUCUACGACUCGGGGCUUAGAGAGCUUUAGACUGCGUGGGUCCGAAUCAUCUGACCUGAGUCCAGUAGCUAUCAUGUAACGCUCGCAAAUGUGCUUCUGCUUACAGAGUCUAUCUACAUCGUCCGGGACUCUUGGCAGACUGGGAAAGAAAGUCAACCGGAGCGGAGGUCGUGAUUAUCUCCCCCCAUGCACAAACUCUCAGCACCGCCGAAUGUGAUAUGCCGUUCCGAAAUCUGGUGCGUGGGGUGUACGCCCUCCGCGAAGGGGGUUCGAGUGGACUCGAUCGAUGCUCGCACGGCCGCCAAUGUGGACAAUUCUGGGUCCUCCCUCGCCGAAGGGAGAGGACAGGAGAUCAGCGAGAACUUCACGUAAUCCUGGAGAAUAUUCUUUCAGUGCAUGAACCACGACCGAGCAUCUACAGGACUAUAAUGAAUCCCACUCCAGGUGGACGUUCUUCAAUCAUAUUCUGUGUCCAUCCAUCCUUCCGUCCGUCCUGUCCUGUCCUGCACCCCUGCAAUGGCGGCACCAUCUGAACGAAUUUGGGCAGCUGCUCAGUGGGGAAUGUGGACUGCCCCGUAGAUGUCUCAGUCGUAUCCCUGUACGUACAUAAUGGUACCAAUUCUACCUAGUGCUGCCCACAGAGGGAUACCAAUUCUAGAUCAUCAGCAGCAGCUUACAUGCUCCCGCGUGUGGCACUGUGCGCUGUGACGACAAGGUCUCAAUCAAAGGAUCCAGUGCUCUUGACCGACAUGAGGGUCCUGCAAACCAUGAUUGCCAGUGGAGUGGACGAAGGCUCUGCCGACUUCGUCAAUCGAGACGGACGCGCGAGGCAGCUUCCAUCUUCGGCGUAACAAGACAAGAAGUUGUGUCAUGGAAGUCUUAAUAAUCAAAUGCGAGGAGGUUGAAACUGUAUUCCUGCAGUUCAGUGCUGCAAUGCAAAUGUAAACAAUGGUUCUUGAAUCUUGACUUUCUGUU
This is a messenger RNA of Marchantia polymorpha subsp. ruderalis, 3381 nucleotides long. The record is from the annotation of a GenBank genome assembly. Lineage: Eukaryota; Viridiplantae; Streptophyta; Marchantiopsida; Marchantiales; Marchantiaceae.